Mobula hypostoma (lesser devil ray) is the source of this 4820-nucleotide messenger RNA. Its product is annotated as ephrin type-A receptor 4. The record is from RefSeq and is a predicted model, not a curated record. Gene Ontology annotation, molecular function: transmembrane-ephrin receptor activity; ATP binding; protein binding. Gene Ontology annotation, cellular component: dendrite; plasma membrane. The transcript has 18 exons. The coding region runs from base 136 to 3111 and encodes 991 amino acids. Gene Ontology annotation, biological process: protein phosphorylation; axon guidance; ephrin receptor signaling pathway. NCBI's taxonomy places the organism in Eukaryota, Metazoa, Chordata, Chondrichthyes, Myliobatiformes, Myliobatidae.
ACGCCUGACGUCAGUCGAUGGCACCGCCCCUUCGGCAAUGUCUUCGAGCUGCUGCUCCCCAAAUCCAGUCUCUAUUCCACCGGGAAAGAGCGAUCUAAAGUGAAGCUCGAUUGGCAGGGUUAUAACAAGGAAACAAUGGGGGAAAUGGCCAGGACUGUGCAGUUAAGCGUCUGUGCUUUGGUUCUCGGGAUUGCGACAGCAUUUUAUAAUUCAAAGAGCCAUCCGCCCAACCAAGUUAUCUUGUUGGAUUCCCGAUCUGUUCAAGGCGAGCUGGGCUGGGAAGCUUUCCCAUCUGAAGCCGGAUGGGAGGAAGUGAGUAUCAUGGAUGAGAAGAAUACUCCAAUCCGAACCUACCAAGUUUGCAACGUGAUGGAACCAAAUCAGAAUAACUGGCUGCGAACUGACUGGAUCCCUCGUGAGGGAGCCCAGAGAGUUUAUAUAGAAAUUAAAUUUACCCUUAGAGACUGCAACAGUCUGCCAGGUGUCAUGGGAACAUGCAAAGAAACCUUUAAUCUGUUCUACUUUGAAUCAAAUAAUGAUAAAGAGUGGUAUAUUUCAGAAAACCGGUACGUAAAGAUUGACACCAUUGCAGCUGAUGAGAGUUUUACACAAGUGGACAUAGGUGACCGGGUAAUGAAACUGAACACAGAAGUUCGGGACGUAGGCCCUCUGACUAAGAAAGGCUUCUACUUGGCAUUUCAAGAUGUAGGUGCCUGCAUUGCCUUGGUAUCCGUCCGUGUUUUCUACAAAAAAUGCCCCCUGACAGUACACAACUUGGCACAGUUCCCUGACACCAUUACAGGUGCUGACACCUCAUCUCUUGUGGAAGUGCGUGGUUCCUGUGUGAACAACUCGGAGGAGAAAGAUGAGCCAAAAAUGUAUUGCGGUGCGGAUGGAGAAUGGUUGGUGCCAAUAGGCAACUGUCUGUGCAACACUGGCUAUGAAGAACAGUCUGGGGAAUGCCAAGCUUGUAAAAUUGGAUAUUACAAGGCCUUGUCAACAGAUCCAGGCUGCACAAAGUGUCCACCACACAGCUAUUCCACUCACGAAGCUUCUACCUCCUGCAUCUGUGAAAGGGGCUACUUCAGAGCUGAAAAUGAUCCCUUAUCCAUGCCUUGUACAAGACCACCCUCUGCUCCACUGAAUCUGAUUUCAAACAUUAAUGAGACCUCAGUCAUCCUGGAGUGGAGUCCUCCUCAGAACAACGGAGGCAGGCACGACGUUACGUACAACGUUGUCUGUAAGAAGUGCACCAGUGAUCUUAGCCGCUGCCGGCCAUGUGGGAGCGGGAUUCAUUUCAUCCCCCAACAAACAGGCUUGAAAAAUACCAAGGUUUCUAUCACUGAUCUUCAAGCUCACACCAACUACACCUUUGAAGUUUUUGCUGUAAAUGGAGUCACAAGACAGAAUCCAAAUCAUGACCAGUCUGUCUCAGUCACUGUCAAAACCAAUCAGGCAGCUCCAUCUUCUGUUGGCAUAAUUCAAGCUAAAGAGAUAACAAGACAUGGUGUUACUUUGGUCUGGCCAGAACCUGAGAGACCAAACGGUGUUAUACUGGAGUAUGAGAUCAAGUACUAUGAAAAGGAUCAAAAUGAACGCAGUUACAGGAUUGUUAAAACUCUCUCCAGAAAUACAGAAAUCAAAGGCUUGAACCCCUUAACAGCCUAUAUGUUUCAUGUUCGUGCACGAACAGCUGCAGGAUAUGGCGAGUUCAGUGCCCCAUUUCAGUUCAUAACCAACUCAGCUCCUUCAGCUAUCAUUGGUGAUGGUGCCAGCCCCACAGUUUUGCUGGUGUCCGUGGCUGGAAGUGCAGUUCUACUUGUGAUACUCAUCUCAGCCUUUGUUAUAAGUAGGAGACGCAGAAAAUACAGUAAAGCCAAGCAGGAUGCAGAUGAGGAGAAGCAUUUACAUAAUGGGCAAGGGGUGAGGACAUAUGUCGACCCUUUCACAUAUGAAGAUCCCAAUCAAGCUGUUCAUGAAUUUGCCAAAGAAAUUGAUGCUUCUUGUAUUAAGAUUGAAAGAGUGAUUGGUGUAGGUGAAUUUGGCGAAGUAUGUAGUGGACGAUUGAAAAUGCCAGGCAAGAGAGAGAUCUGUGUUGCCAUCAAGACCCUGAAAGCUGGCUAUACUGAUAAACAGAGACGAGAUUUCCUGAGUGAAGCAAGCAUCAUGGGCCAGUUUGAUCACCCGAACAUCAUCCACUUGGAGGGAGUUGUUACAAAAUGUAAACCGGUAAUGAUCAUAACUGAAUACAUGGAAAAUGGAUCUCUGGAUGCAUUCCUCAGGAAGAAUGACGGCCAGUUCACCGUUAUUCAGCUGGUGGGAAUGCUGCGCGGAAUUGGCUCAGGAAUGAAGUACCUCUCUGAUAUGAGCUAUGUGCACCGAGAUUUGGCUGCUCGGAAUAUUCUUGUGAACAGUAAUUUAGUCUGCAAAGUUUCUGAUUUUGGCAUGUCCCGAGUUCUUGAAGAUGAUCCAGAGGCAGCGUAUACCACACGGGGCGGAAAGAUCCCAAUCAGGUGGACAGCACCUGAAGCAAUUGCUUAUCGCAAGUUUACCUCAGCAAGUGAUGUUUGGAGUUAUGGGAUUGUGAUGUGGGAGGUUAUGUCCUAUGGAGAGCGGCCUUACUGGGAUAUGUCCAAUCAAGACGUGAUUAAAGCGAUAGAGGAAGGUUACCGAUUGCCACCUCCCAUGGAUUGCCCCGUCUCCCUUCAUCAGUUAAUGCUGGAUUGCUGGCAAAAAGAACGCAAUGACAGGCCCAAGUUUGUGCAGAUUGUCAACAUAUUGGACAAGCUGAUUCGAAAUCCAAGCAGCUUAAAAAGAACAGCAGUGAAUGAGAAUACAAGGCCCUCCACUGCUUUGUUAGACCCAGGCACACCUGACUUCUCUGCUUUGGAUUCUGUUGAUGACUGGCUUCAGGUUAUUAAGAUGGAUAGAUACAAAGAUAACUUCACAGCAGCAGGAUACACCUCUCUAGAGUCUGUAGUACACAUGAACCAAGAUGACCUGGUCCGCAUUGGAAUCACAACAAUGGUGCACCAGAACAAGAUCCUGAGCAGCGUCCAGGGAAUGAGGGCCCAGGUGCAACAGAUGCAGGGAAGAAUGGUUCCUGUCUGAGCCAUUUGAAAAACUCAAUGAAAUUAGUUUACCUCAUUCAUGCACUUUAACAGGAAAAGAACUGCACUUUUUACUUCAUUGUUGCCCUUUGAUAUACGGAUAUUUUGUCAGUGAUUUUGCUUGAUUUGAGGACAGAAUGCUGAACUUCAUGACCAUCGUAUGACUUAUAGAGACCUUCGUCCUGAUAAGAGGAAACUGGAUUGGAUGUACAGUAUAUUUGUUUUUAAAUUCCUGUUUCUCUUGGAUGAACAAUCACAAAGGAGCCAAUCUAUUAAUACCAUUACUCAUACCACAUUUCAGUGGUUUUUGAAUAAUCACUGGAUUGAAGAUUACUUUUCCUACAUGGCUUGCUAAUGAAGGAUUUGAAAAGCUGAUUUGAAGCUCUCCCAAGACAUUCCUGCAGAUACAAUCUUGACUUGCGGUGCAUCAUGAAUAACAAUGCCCUUUCAAUGACUGCGUCAUAUGUGGAGAUUUCUGUAAACUGCCACUAUGUUCUUCCAAAACUUUGCUGAAUUGAGCAGGCAGACCUGAGGAUUACAGUUAUGAAAUAUAGUGAUUUAAACUGUCAUGUAACUUAGAAUGAGCCUAACACAAAUAUAGUGGCAAAUUCUUCCAUCGAGAAGUGUCUAAAUAAUUUUUUGGAAUGGAGGACCAUCAAAUGUUGACCAAGGAAAUACCAAUUAACAAUGGAGUGAAUUUAUUGCAACCAACUACAAAAGAUAAUGAGAACUGAAUGAACUGCCUAAUAACCUCAUGUAAGCACUGGGAACUCGGAACUAGGAACAACAAUGAACAUGGAAAAUCCCACAGUAGCUAUUCCCACGAAGAUCAGAUCCAAAGAAGGAACUCAGCUUCAAAAACACCAGCUUCAGACAAGCCCAAAUUCAAAGCAAAAAAAAAGAAAACUCUCAAGUGUACAAAGUUCAGCAUCUGUUCUGGAAAAUCACAAGUGGAAUGUAGUGUGUAAGAUAACUAAACAUUGUGGACUUCUGCAUGUCACUGCUACGCCUAAUGUGACAACCUGUUCAAAAUACUAUUAUUAGCUAUUAAAAAUGUAUGGAAUUUGUUAUAUAGGACCAGAUCCCCAGACCUGUCACUGAGCUGUACACGUGUGUUUUAUUGAAGUAGUUUUUCAAAUUGUGCCACUGUCAUUUGGUAUACAUUUGAUCAUGUCAAAAAUUUCUUAUUCAACACCUGCUCAUUUUUCUUUCAGAACAUUUUGGUAGAAAUUUUUACAGCUUGGUGCACAUUUUUGUUAUAGUGUGUGACAAUUAUGACAUAAUUCUUUCAAAGUUAUCGUAAACUGUAACUGAUAUUUUCAUUUACAUUUCACGUUCUUCUGUCUUAAGCAGUAUUCUCUUAAAUGCUAAUUUUAAACAAAUGACAUAGAUCUAUUUUUUGUAUUCCUGCUUGGACCUGAUUGGAUAAGUACAAGACUGUGUGUGGUCUUCUGAAUAAAAGUGUACAGCAUAUUUUAAUUUAGUUCAAACUGGAAUUCUUCUAACAGUCCAAUACUUUACUUUAUACCUUUGACGAGUUAGGCAUAGAUUUUUUUUGCUGUGUUAUUUUGUAUUUUUUUUAUUUGAAUUUUAGGUACAUGUAACUUAUGUCAUUUAUUUAUGGUCUUGAGAAUCUUUUGUACCUAGUUUGUACAUUGUAAAAUAAUAGUUACAAAAACUGCACAGAAAGUGCAUACAAAAUAAAGUAGU